Messenger RNA from Hirsutella rhossiliensis, 492 nucleotides. RefSeq lists its product as uncharacterized. Bases 1 to 492 code for a protein of 163 amino acids. NCBI's taxonomy places the organism in Eukaryota, Fungi, Ascomycota, Sordariomycetes, Hypocreales, Ophiocordycipitaceae. The record is from RefSeq and is a predicted model, not a curated record. The transcript has a single exon.
AUGGCAAUUAAUAACCAAAUGAAAGCUGUCACUACUUCUCAGGAAGCAACGGCAUAUAACAAGGCUACGAAGCGCGAGAAGAAGACGCCGCAGGAAAAGGCCCAAGACAGGGCGCAGAGGGCGCAAAAUAGCGCGAUGAGGGCCCAGGAGAGGGCCCAGGAGGCACAGCUUAGGGCGCAAGAGCGUGCGCAGGAAGCUCAGAAUCAGGGGGGAACUGCUAUGGCCGCUCCUCCUGCUGCUGCUGCUCCGCCUGCUGCUGCUCCUCCUGCUGCUGCUCCUGCUGCUGCUCCUGCUGCUGCUCCUCCUAUUGCCGAUCCCGCCACUGCCGCUCGCCCUGCUACCGGCGCCGCUCCGGCUAGUGGCACUGUUACCGCCGGUGACACCACUACGGCUGGUGACGCGGCUACGGCUGGUGAUACUGCCACAGCUGGUGGCGUUGCUACGGAUCGUGGCAUCGCUUCUGGUUGUCCGGCUGUUGUCCCUAACCAGUAA